AUGCUCACUCUCUGGCGCCGAGUCCGAGACUGGAAAAAGAAAUCUAAUCCUGAUUCUAGCCAAGCUGGAUUUGGCCGUCUGGUCGAAGAUGCGAUCGAUUCCCGAGACUCUAUCCCCGAAGCACCAGCUCGCCGAAGGAAUAGCGCUGGCGAGAUGCAAAGACAACAAGAGCGUGCCAGACGUGCCGUGAGAUUUGCAUCAAGAGACAACCUCCACGCAGCACAAGUUCAAAGUACUACUGAUAGCCCAUCUCUCUCGCGAGCAUCCUCACUUUCCUCCACCGAUCUGGAUUAUCUCAACGCUCAAGCCUACAGGACGGAGUCGUUAAAGCCGAAUAAACUGGGGCCGAACAAGUCGGAGCCGAGAAAGUCGAAGCCGAAGAAAGAUCACUUACCGCCACCUCCACCAGCCCGUCCUUCUCAGCAACCAUCUCAAGCUUCCAAUUCUAGACCACAUGUCGACUGGGAGGCAUUUUCUGGGGCUUUUGCUCCGCAGCCUCGAGCCCACACGACGAGAUAUCCAGUGCCACCAUUGACACCCCAGCAGCUGAAUGAGCUGGCUGGUGCAUUUGCUCCUCCAGCACCAGUUCCGAAGGACGUGACUUUUCGGUAA
Molecule: messenger RNA, 612 nt
Organism: Cadophora gregata
Lineage: Eukaryota; Fungi; Ascomycota; Leotiomycetes; Helotiales; Ploettnerulaceae
Exons: 1
Coding region: 1-612 (203 amino acids)
Source: RefSeq, a predicted model, not a curated record